GCUGUUAGAAGUGAUUGGUCCGGCGAGGGAGUAGGAGGGUCCCCGGGGUCGCCAUAUUUGCUGGCCGUGCGAUCGUUCUGUCGUCGCCGUGAGAGCUGAGCUGUCGUCCGCCCAGCUGAGACGUGUUAACGCGCGCGCGAGACAGGGCUCUCCUCGGCUCUAUCUAGUCGCGAUAUUGGAGGACGGGACCGCCGCGGGGCCAAUUACGAAAUCGAUAGACAGUCGGAGGGAACCGGAUCGGAACCGGCAGGCACGUCGCGUAUAUAUUUUUCUUUCUCGGUUUCGGUCUCGUUCACGCCAGUUCCCGCGGUCGGGUGUGCGCGCGUGUGUGUGCGUGCGUGACACGUUGUUCGACGGUGUCCGUCGAACCCGGAGGAACAGUCUCUAGGAGUGAUAAUAAGCACGGUCGUUGGACCGUAAGGUGCCGUGAGCUUGGAAAAAGUCGCGUGUGUGUGACAGCAGCGACGACAGUAUGGCGGGACAGACGAUAAACGACAGGUUGCUGGCAGCCAGACACAGCAUCGCCGGGCAGGGCCUCGCGAAAUCUGUCUGCAAAGCCACCACCGAGGAGCUCAUAGGCCCCAAGAAAAAGCAUCUCGACUAUUUAAUCCACUGCACGAACGAGCCGAACGUGUCGAUACCGCAGCUAGCGAACCUGCUGAUAGAACGGUCGCAGAGCACGAAUUGGACGGUGGUUUUCAAAGCUCUGAUCACGGUGCACCACAUGCUCUGUUACGGGAACGAGAGGUUUACACAGUAUCUGGCGUCCAGCAACAGCACGUUUCAGCUGAAUAGUUUUUUUGAUAAAGGCGGCGUGCUAGUGGCCACAACAGCAGCUCGCAUCGGUUAUGACAUGUCACCGUUCAUCAGGCGAUACGCAAAGUAUCUCAACGAGAAGGCGCUUUCCUACAGGACUGUGGCGUUCGACUUUUGCAAAGUCAAGAGAGGAAAGGAGGACGGCACUCUGCGCACAAUGAACGCCGAGAAAUUGUUGAAAACUCUGCCAGUGUUGCAGUCACAGCUGGACGUGCUGCUCGAGUUCGAUUGCACUUCCAACGAUCUCACAAACGGCGUCAUAAACAUGGCGUUCAUGCUUCUCUUUCGGGAUUUGAUCCGUCUGUUCGCCUGCUACAACGACGGCAUUAUCAAUUUGUUAGAAAAGUACUUCGAUAUGAACAAGAAACAGUGCAGGGAGGCCCUGGACUUGUACAAAAAGUUUCUCAUACGAAUGGAUCGGGUUGGGGAAUUCCUCAAGGUUGCCGAGAACGUUGGCAUCGAUAAGGGAGACAUACCUGAUCUGACAAAGGCCCCCAGUAGUUUAUUGGACGCGUUAGAGCAGCAUCUUGCCUCGUUGGAAGGAAAGAAGGGCUCCGCAGCGAAUACUCCCACGCAAUCCGCAAGCAAUAGAACGAAUGUAAAGUCGGGAGUGUCCGCCCUGUCUUCCACCAGUACUGCGUUUGGAACAGCAGCCAGUAAUAACCGCCUCGACCAUCCCGAAAACGGACACAUCGACGAAGUGAUGCGGCAACGGGCCCUCGCGGAAGAGGAGGCCGCCAUGAACCAGUACAAGGCAAAAGUGCAAUCUCCGUCGACAGGGCCGAGCACAAAUCCAUUCCUCAGUUCUCCAACGAACAAUGCGGAUCAGCCGAUCGUGGAUUUGUUCGGAGCGCCAUCAGCGACAGCUGACAACCAGUCGCAGAGAGCGUCCGAUGACCUGCUUCAGCUGGCGGGCAAUCCCUUCGCGGAUAUGUUUGGCGGCUCGCAGCCUGCACCUGCUCAAACCGCACAAGCGCAGAACAACAUGUGGAUGACUAACGGUAACGGUUUCGCAGCAGCGCCCCCAGCAAAUAAUAAUUUUGUUACAGAUAACAGUUUCUCGUCCGUAUUCGGUAACCAAGACUCCCAACCUGCUGGUGCUCCAGGAACGGCCGGAUCCGUACCGAACCCCUUUAUGUCCGACUUCCCCUCCCUCGGUUCCCAGCCACCGCAGUCAAACGCAGCCGCUUUCGGUCUCUUCGAGCAGGGUGCCGCGGCCGGUGGAGCCGCCGCUGACGGCCAACAGCAAUCGCAGACCGGAGACCUGUUCAGUGCCGGCGGCCAGGCAGAUCUCUUUGGGAGCGACUCAGCAGUGCUCAGCACCGCGGAGGGAGCCGCUGGGGACGUCGCCGGGGAGACGGCGUCCUCUGCGGCCCUUGCCUCCGGUAAGUCCACUGCCACGCCGCCUCCCAGACCCCCGCCUCCCGCGACAGCGACGAACGGUACACCGAGACCGUCGUCUCCGACUGUUCACGGAGCGGCGACUGGGAAACCGGGUACAGGGACACCCGGGGGAUCGGCCGCCGCUCCCAGCAAGAGCGCGUUCGACGAUCUGAACGAUAGCAUUCGCAUGGCACUGGGCGGGUCUCCGUCACGACCGGCACCCGUCGCUCAACAACAACCAGCCGCGCAACAAGCACAGCAACCUCCGCAACAGGGUUUCGGCAUGUUCGAUAUGGCCGCCAAUAUGCCAGCCACCGGGCAGCCUGUAAUGCCUGGUGGACCGAUGGCCGGCUACGGUAUCCCGACCCAAGUCCCGGCGGGGUACGGUUCCCCGGCGAAGCAGCCCAUUUCAGGUUUUGACAGCAUGGGCUCGGUGCUGAUGCCUACCACUGUACCUGGAGAUAAUAAUAUUUCAGCAGCAGGACAGCAGCCAAACACAACGGCCAGUGGCAAGGUUCUCACCGGGGAUCUGGACAGCAGUCUCGCUAGCCUCGCCCAGAAUCUGACCAUUAACAAGAGCGCGCAGCAACAAGUGAAGGGAAUGCAGUGGAAUUCGCCAAAAAAUGCAGCGAAAGCGGGUGGUCCAGCUGGAUGGACACCCCAGCCGAUGGCUGCCACCACGGGCGCUGGUUACCGUCCAAUGGGUCAAGGAAUGACGCAGCUUCCUCCAACUACCCUGGGCUUCCCUCCCCACUCCGCACCAUUGGGAAUGCAAGGCAUGCCGAUGGGCAUGCAGGGCAUGAGGCCAAUGAUGAGCACAAUGCCUGGAGGUCCCGGUGGCAUGAUGGUUGCAGGAGGAGCUGCGCCAAUGAUGAUGGCCAACGCGAAUCCCAUGAUGGGUGCUAAUAUUCAGCAGCAACAACCCCAGCAACAACCUCAGCAGCAACACCCCCAGGCUGCUGCACAGCCACAAAAUAAUGCAGUUCAACUAGAUCCGUUUGGUGCUCUGUGAAGAGAUUAGGAGUUCGUAUUGGAACCGAGCGGACGAACCUCCAACUCUGUAAAUACCGUGUAAUAUGCCUAGAAAAUGUGACCUGCUUGCUCUCGUUAUUCUACGUAAUCCGCAAGGACCCGUACCCGCGAAGCUACUGGAUCGUUCUUCAGGAACUGGAUCGUUACAUUUCUACUGGUGAACGAGCAUAAUAUCGCGCAUACCCUCGCUUAUGUGGGUUUAAGGCCGGUUGCCUUAAGGAGAUAGGCGUAGUCACAGAAUAACACUAUUCUGCGAAGCGACUGUGGCAAGAUUCAGGGAGAGAGAGAGAGAGAGAGAGGAGGAGGAGGAGGAGGAGGAGGAGGAGGAGAGUGCUUAGAGAAUGAGUUAACAGAAACGUAUUGCGUUUAGAAUUCCAUGCGCGUGGAUGCGUCUAUUCCGUAAGAGUUGACUGUGAUAGUACUGCAUCGACAUUGUAGCGUUUUCCAGUAAUUCCCAGGGUGGGGGAGGCACCGAUUGCAACAGGAAAAUAUGCGCGUAUGAUAGAGAAGAAGAACGAAUGACAGAGAAUACGUGUGCGAGAGAGAGAAUGAUUUUUUUUCGUAGCUGAUGUAGGAGGUUUAAUUAGUAGUUCCACAAGCUUUAUACAUACUGGAAGGUGUCGAGUAAAGGAAGCAUCUCUGCACGAGGAGAGCGCGUUGAUUGGUUCGUCAUGAUUCUAAACGUACAUACGUCGCGGGAAUUAUAUAUAUAAAUAGUUGGCUGAUGCAUGUAUCCAUAUUAUUGUAAAAUUUACGUGCACCGUGUACACGCGUGGCUGUAUACGUGUAUAAUGUAUCGAAAUCGCGCGAGAAGAUACAACGUUGAAGAUAUAAAUAUCUAAAAAGUAUAUACAUAUAUAUAUAUAUAUGUAUACAUAUAUGUAUAUAUAUAUAUAUAUAAAUAUAUAUAUAUAUAAAUAAAUGUAUAUGUACAUGACGUAAACCUAAACUGGCGCGUCCGUGUCGCUCUCCACGUUUCAUUUCCGUACUCUUUAAGGUGUAUUUUUGAUUUCGACUCAGGGCGCUGAAGCAGUUACGUAUCCUUUGUUAAAGUAUUAAAUACUGUACGAUUUAGGCGAUAUCAUCGACACGCGCAUACACAUACACUAGACACAUUCACACACGAUUACGCACGAGACAGUAUAUACGUAUUGUCUUGUGUUUACACAUACAUCUAUAAAUAUAUACAUAUGUAUGUGUAUAUAUAUAUAUAAAUAUAUACAUAUGUAUG
This is a messenger RNA of Hylaeus anthracinus, 4462 nucleotides long. RefSeq names its product phosphatidylinositol-binding clathrin assembly protein LAP (gene lap). Lineage: Eukaryota; Metazoa; Arthropoda; Insecta; Hymenoptera; Colletidae. The record is from RefSeq and is a predicted model, not a curated record. Gene Ontology annotation, molecular function: clathrin heavy chain binding; SNARE binding; phosphatidylinositol-4,5-bisphosphate binding. Gene Ontology annotation, biological process: clathrin coat assembly; synaptic vesicle budding from presynaptic endocytic zone membrane; clathrin-dependent endocytosis. Gene Ontology annotation, cellular component: synaptic vesicle; extrinsic component of presynaptic endocytic zone membrane; clathrin-coated pit. The transcript has 19 exons. The coding region runs from base 473 to 3211 and encodes 912 amino acids.